This is a messenger RNA of Neolamprologus brichardi, 804 nucleotides long. The record is from RefSeq and is a predicted model, not a curated record. Lineage: Eukaryota; Metazoa; Chordata; Actinopteri; Cichliformes; Cichlidae.
AGAGCCGUCAUCCGGGAGAACGAGUUCUCCUUCGAGGAUAACGCCGUCCGAGGAGGCAAGAAGGCCUCCAGGAUGAAGAAAGACGUAUCCAUCAAGUUCCACGUUCUGCUGACGUCCUACGAGUUGAUCACCAUCGACAUGGCCGUCCUGGGCUCCAUAGAUUGGGCCUGUCUGGUGGUGGACGAGGCCCACAGGCUAAAAAACAACCAAUCAAAGUUUUUCCGGGUGUUGAACAACUACUCCCUGCAGCACAAACUGCUGCUGACUGGAACUCCUCUGCAGAACAACCUCGAGGAGCUUUUCCACCUGCUCAACUUCCUCACGCCCGAGAGGUUCAGUAAUUUGGAGAUCUUCUUGGAGGAGUUUGCCGACAUUGCCAAGGAGGACCAGAUCAAGAAGCUACACGACAUGCUAGGUCCGCACAUGCUCAGGAGGCUGAAGGCUGACGUCUUCAAGCACAUGCCCUCCAAGACCGAGCUCAUCGUCAGAGUGGAGCUCAGCCAGCUGCAGAAGAAAUAUUACAAAUUCAUCCUGACGAAAAACUUUGAGGCUUUGAACACCAAAGGAGGAGGAAACCAGGUUUCACUGCUCAACGUCGUCAUGGACCUCAAGAAAUGCUGCAACCACCCCUACCUCUUCCCCGGGGCCGCUAUGGAAGCUCCAAAGAUGCCCAACGGGAUGUAUGAUGGAAAUGCUCUCAUCAAGUCUUCAGGGAAACUGAUGUUACUGCAAAAGAUGAUGAGGAAGCUGAAGGAGGGAGGACACAGAGUGCUAGUUUUCUCUCAGGUACAACAACAAAUCUGA